Messenger RNA from Eruca vesicaria subsp. sativa (arugula), 1048 nucleotides. The record is from the annotation of a GenBank genome assembly. Lineage: Eukaryota; Viridiplantae; Streptophyta; Magnoliopsida; Brassicales; Brassicaceae.
AAAAAAAAAGAGUUAUGUGUUCUCUCUUUCGUGGAAAAAUUGCCUCUCUCCGAUGUCGUUCUCACAGUCUUCAGCUUCCUCUUCAUCAUCAUCUUCCGCCUCUCAGUACACAUACACUUCUAAUUCGUACUAUUCCGCGCCUUACCAGCCUCCACUGCCUUUUGUAGCUCCGUCUCCUUCUCCAGCUCCUCCGGUUGCUACCAUUCCCGGAGCUACCAUCUAUCCUCAGCCAAUUGGUCCCGUUCCCGCCGUAUACUCUUACCCUCGGUACCAGGCGCAUCAGUUGUUUCAGAGAGAUGCACAAACCAUCACACCAGAAGCGCUUGAGAAUGUGAAAGCUGCUUUGGCUAGUAGCGAAACAGAACACAAAGCUGUGACUAAGAAGAGAGCUAUUCCUCGUAAAGCUGCUGGACAGUCUUGGGAGGAUCCUACUCUUGCUGAGUGGCCUGAAAAUGACUAUCGCUUGUUUUGUGGUGAUCUUGGGAAUGAAGUAAAUGAUGAUGUUCUUUCCAAGGCGUUUGCUCGAUUCCCCACCUUCAAUAUGGCCAAGGUAAGUGUGUAUAAUCUCUCUCUCUUCCUUUUCGUGUUUCUAUGAUGACUCUUUUUGGUUUUGUUUGAAUAUAUAUAUUUGUGAAAGAAGUCAUGUAUUGUUUAAGCAGUAUUAGUUUAUUCCCUCUGGUUGGUUGGACUGCUAAUAAUGUCAGUUGUAAUGCCUAUGCGAUAUGUUAUUCAGUGUGAGUUGAACGGAACCAAUGUGAACCGAUACAAAACAUGGUUGGCGUUAGAUAUACUGAUGUUUGCUACUAAAAUCACAAAGAGAAGUACUCCGUGUGAGUUUUUCUUGUGGUGAAUCUUUUACUGAUUGUUUUUUUAAGUUUGGAGAUUGUGUUAGUUGUUUAGAGAUAGGCUUUGGAGAACGGCGAUGCUCACUGAGUUGAUGUUCUUUGCCAUUUGUUUUGGUUUUGUCAUCAUUGUAUAAUCAGUGCUUGUUUCUUUGUAAUUCAAUAAUUAUAAGUUUAUAUAAUGGAGUGUGAUGCAAGUAUUUUUU